AUGCCUUCUAGUGAAAAAGAUAUGAACUCAAUUGGAGAUUCAUCAUCACUGAUUUCCAAAAGUCCAUCAACACCAGUUUCAUCUCAUACAAUAACAACAACAGCACGUUCAAUAACACCAAUUCCAUUACAAGCAACAGCCGAUGUUGUAGCAAAUCGUAAUACAAAUAAUUUACAUGAUGAAAGUGAAUCAUCAUCACAAAUGAAUAUAAAAAUCGAACGUAUUUAUGAUGAAUCACUUAAUACUAUAUCAUCAAUACAUCACAUUGAUAACAUAUCUCAUGCCCAACAUAAUCUUAUGUAUGAUCUAUUACCAAAACCAAAUGAUGGUAUACCAAUACCACGUUUUCCACCUCAUAUAGCUGCUUUUCUUAAUGGUAAUGGUGAUGCUAAUCAAUUAAAUGCUCUUGUUCAAGCGUUAUAUCAAGAAAUUGUUAAAUAUGAACUCUAUCCAAAUGCAGAUGAACUUCGUUCAAUAGUAAGUCGUCUAGUUGAUCGUUAUCCACAUUGUGUAUCAGUUAUUGGUAGUAUUGAAUUAUUAGUUCGAAAAUUAUAUUAUAAAUUUUGUAAUGAAAGAAAAAAAUAUCCAAUUGAAUUAAAACGUCGUCAACCCAAUAAAAGAAAACGUCUUAUACGUGAUGAUGAUUUAACAAUGAUGAAUAAUCAACAAAUAUUCUUAGGGUGUCAGACGAAUGUAUCAAAUGAGCUUCAACAUUCAUCAUUAGAUCGUCUUAUGAAUUUAUGGACAACAACGACAACAAAUAAUUAUAAAAAUUUAAAUCAACAACAUUCACCAAGAUCAAGUUCAUCAUCGAAUUCCUCAUCACCUAUUUCAAACAAUCUAGAACAAAUAGAUCAAUCACAAAAAUAUUAUCCAAUAAAUUUAUCAAUAUCAACACAUAACAAUAAUCUUAUGUGUACGGAAUAG
Rotaria sp. Silwood1 is the source of this 927-nucleotide messenger RNA. NCBI's taxonomy places the organism in Eukaryota, Metazoa, Rotifera, Eurotatoria, Philodinida, Philodinidae. The record is from the annotation of a GenBank genome assembly.